Molecule: messenger RNA, 5144 nt
Organism: Rhodofomes roseus
Lineage: Eukaryota; Fungi; Basidiomycota; Agaricomycetes; Polyporales; Fomitopsidaceae
Exons: 42
Coding region: 1-4884 (1627 amino acids)
Biological process (GO): transmembrane transport
Cellular component (GO): membrane; fungal-type vacuole
Molecular function (GO): ABC-type peptide transporter activity; ATP hydrolysis activity; ATP binding
Source: RefSeq, a predicted model, not a curated record
AUGGACACAGGAAGAGACCCGUUCUUCAGUCAUUCCAGUUGGUCCGUGAACCUACCGGGAACUGCGCAAUAUGUCUUCGCUCAGGCACACAAGGCUGGCAACCAAAGUGUCUCGGUGCUGAGUGCUGCACGAGAUGAAAUCGACUUCGCGGAUUCCACACUGCUCUAUCCUGUUGGGGUUGCUGCGCUUUCGGUCCUAGUACUGCUGGUGCAGCUAGCCUUCCAUCUUCGAACCCAGCGAAACGCGUACACGAAACCUGCUGAGUCAGGGCCUUCACCAUUAGCUGAGCCUCUCCAUGCACCAGAGGAGAGCGAGAAUGCGUCCGCGCUCGCAAAACACGUCAAGGAGCAUGGAGGCGCCGUCAUAAUCGCGUUCAACCUUGUACGAUCUGGUUCAACUCUGGCUUUACUAGGCAUGUCCAUGUACAGCGCAACCAAAGCUCUCGGACACACGGCGACUCUGGAGCCCCAGAACUCCCAGAUCGUUAUCCACGUCGGUACCUGCAUAACCUACUUGUACGCAUCAGCCCUCAGCAUCGCCUCGGUGCUUUCCGGUCCGAUUCUCAGCACAACUGUCGUUCGCCACCUGAACUGUAUCCUGGUCUUGGAGUGGGCGGCUUACGCGUACCGCGAUCUCUGGCCCUUGGCAACAUUCACGCUCGAGCCCAUAGAUCUCGAUGAGGGUGCGCUGCUCUGGACCAGAUUAGCCCUGCUGACUCUCAGUGCUGUCUUCGUUCCUCUCCUAAUCCCUCGGCUGUACAUUCCCUUUGACCCGGAGAACCCAUGGCCCGACCCGCACCCAGAGCAAACCAGUUCCAUCUUGUCACUCUGGCUGUACAUUUGGCUCGAUCCGACAAUAAGGCUCGCGUCGCGCGUCGAGCAUCUCACGAUCGACAUGCUGCCCCCUCUGGCCGACUACGAUGAAGCGCACAACCUGAUGAAAAGCAGCGUUGAUGAACUCGAUCCUUUCAGAGUCAAGACGAAGGGAAGGCAUCUCAUGUGGGGUCUUCUGCGUGUUUUUCGAGCGGACUGGAUCAUCCUGACCAUCCUGACCACUGUGGACACCACUACGGAGUUCAUCGGUCCGCUCGCUAUCCGGUACAUCCUGAUGUACCUCGAGACCGAGGGCGUGGGUGCUACCGUGCGGCCCUGGUUCUGGAUCGCGACACUGUUCUUCGGGCCGAUCUUCGACUACAUCUUCAUGGCCGCUCUCUCAUUCAUCUCCACGAGAUUGCUGACCCGCGUCGAGGCGAUCAUCACGCAGCUUGUGUUCGAGCACGCCCUGCGCAUGCGCAUAAAGGCGGAUGCCUCUGACGAAUCUGCCAAGAGCGAGGGCGACACGACCGUCGCCGGCACACCUGAUACGGCAUCCGUCGCGGAUUCAAGCGCGACCACUGCCCAGGAGAAUGGCAACGACAAUGACAGCGACUCGUCAGCAGGCAAGGGCAAGCAGAAGUCCACUGCGACUGCGCAGACGGUGCCCGCGCCCGCGCAGCGCCCAGAGAUCGUCGGGAAGGAGGAGACGGGGAAGCCGAAAGACGACGAGAAGAAGGGCAAGAACGUCGUCGGCAAGAUCAACAACUUGAUCUCGUCCGACCUUGCCUCUCUCGGAAACGGCAGGGAUUUCGUGGUGAUCUUGGUCAAGCUGCCGGUCGAGAUCAUCUGCUGUGUCUGGUUCUUGUACGCCGUCUUGGGCUGGAGUGCAUUCGUCGGUCUCGCUUGCAUCGUCAUACUAUUCCCCGUCCCUGGUUUGAUUGCAACGAUGAUUCGCAAGAUCCAGGUCGCCAAAAUGAAGAAGACCGAUGCUCGCGUACAGACUGCGACAGAAACUAUGAACGUCAUCCGCAUGAUAAAGCUGUUCGGUUGGGAGCCCAGGGUUACCGAGCAACUGGCUGAAAAGCGUGAGGAAGAGCUGGAGCUCGUGAAGAAGAACAAGCUGCUCGACCUUAUCAAUGGUAACCUGAACCACGUCAUUCCUUUGGUGACUAUGAUAGCGACCUAUGCGACAUACACCAUGGUCAUGAAACGAGAGCUCACUGCCUCUGCCGUCUUCUCGUCUAUCACCGUAUUCGACACUUUCAGCAGUUUGAUGCAUAUGGUUCUCGGCUUCGUGCCUGAGCUGAUCCGAGCCAAGGUAUCGUUGGACCGAGUGAAUGAGUUCUUGCAGAAGACAGAGCUCCUUGAUGAGUACUCGGAGCAGCCUGGCGAGAUCCAGACUCAGAUCGGCGCGCAGCCCGAGGAAGACGUGAUCGGUUUCCGCAACACUUCUUUCACAUGGGCAAACACAGCCAGUGGUUCGGCUGCAUCGACUCCUGGAAGUGGGCGAAGUAACUUCGCCUUGCGCAUCGACGGCGACCUGAUCUUCAAGAAAGGAAGCAUCAACCUCGUCAUCGGCCCUACUGGCUCGGGAAAGAGCUCGUUGUUGAUGGCGUUGUUGGGCGAGAUGCACUACAUACCGGCGGGUCCUGAUUCGUUCUUCAAUCUUCCCCGUAGCGGAGGUAUCGCCUAUGCUGCGCAGGAGUCGUGGGUACAGAAUGAGACUAUCAGGGACAACAUCCUCUUCGGGGCACCAUACAAUGAGGAACGCUACCAGAAAGUCCUCGAACAGUGCGCUCUCAAACGCGAUCUCGAGCUGUUCGCUGCGGGUGAUGAGACGGAGGUGGGCGAAAGGGGUAUUACACUCAGUGGCGGUCAGAAGGCACGCAUCACGCUUGCCCGUGCUAUAUACUCGCAGGCGCAGACACUGUUGUUGGAUGAUGUACUCGCCGCGCUAGACGUCCACACAUCACGAUGGAUCGUCGAGAAGUGCUUCAAAGGCGACCUUGUACGUGGCCGAACGGUGCUACUCGUUACGCACAAUGUUUCGAUGGCCAGCCCAAUUGCCGACUACGUUGUCGCUCUCGGCACAGACGGCAGAAUAUCCAGUCAAGGAUCCAUAGCCAACGCGCUAGAGCGUGACAGGAAGCUGGCCGCUGAAGUAGCCAAGGAAGAGGCCGAGAUAGAGAAAGCAGAAGCUACCGUUGACGAGCAAGCUCCGGAAGAGGUUCCGAAGGAGGAUGGCAAACUUGUCGUCGAAGAAGAGGUCGCAGUCGGGCAUGUCGGUUGGCAAGCGAUGCGGCUUCUCUUCGGCGCGCUCGGAGGGAACCACCAAGUCUUUUUCUGGUUCAGCUUUAUCGGCGGUCUCAUGCUGUACAUGGUCUUCAACAUCCUUGAGACCUGGUUCCUGGGCUUUUGGGCGAGGCAAUACGAAGAAGUGCCCGCGUCUGAAGUCAAUGUUCCAUACUUCCUGGGUGUAUACGGGUUGAUCAUGAUCAUAUCGACCCUGUUCUACGUGGCGGCCUUCUAUGUCUACAUGUACGGGACGCUGAGAGCAUCGAGAGUCAUUCACAACGAGCUAAUGCGUUCGAUUCUGGCUACAACAUUGCGGUGGCUUGACAAAACACCUACAUCUCGGAUUAUUGCUCGAUGCACACAAGACAUUCAAGAAGUUGACGGUCCCGUUGCGAGAUUGUUCAGUGUCCUUACAGAGAUGUCGCUCGAGAUGCUCAUGAAGCUUGGUGUCGUGGUGGUGAUAUCGCCUAUCUUCCUUAUCCCCGGUGUGUUCAUUGCCGCUGUCGGUGGUUGGAUCGGCGAGGUCUACAUGAAGGCCCAACUCGCGGUCAAACGUGAAAGAAGUAAUGCAAAGGCCCCAGUGCUCGGCCACUUCGGGGCCGCGUUUGCGGGUCUCACCUCUAUCCGCGCCUACGGUGCACAGGAAGCGUUCAAGAAGGAGUCAUACGUACGCAUCAACAGAUAUACUCGUGCUACAAGAGCUUUCUGGGGUCUCAAUCGCUGGGUAACUGUCCGUAUUACCGCCCUAGGAUCCGUUUAUUCUGCCGCUCUCGCGGCCUACUUGGUGUACGGGAAGUCAAUCACCGCGUCCAAUACCGGUUUCUCCCUGAACAUGGCAGUUGGAUUUAGCAGCAUGAUUCUUUGGUGGGUGAGGAUUUUCAAUGAAUUGGAGGUAUCAGGCAACAGCCUCGAGCGUAUCAAACAAUACAUGGAGAUCGAGCACGAACCCAAAGCUACGCCAGAAGGUGUUCCGCCCGCAUACUGGCCGGCGAGCGGAGACCUCAAAGUCGAGAAGCUCUCCGCUCGAUACUCUCCAGACGGGCCUCGCGUACUGCACGAGAUCUCGUUUGAGGUGAGGUCAGGACAGCGCGUUGGCAUCGUCGGUCGCACCGGUAGUGGAAAGAGCUCUUUGACUCUGGCUCUCUUACGGUGUAUUAUCACCGAAGGCAAAGUGUAUUAUGAUGGUCUACCGACAGACAACAUUAACCUGGACGCUCUCCGCUCGAAUAUUACGAUCAUUCCGCAAGUGCCCGAGCUCUUGAGCGGGACGUUGCGUCAAAACCUAGAUCCCUUCCAGCAGUAUGACGACGCCGUUUUGAACGAUGCCCUUCGGUCUGCCGGCCUGUUCUCGUUGCAGAGCGACAUGACCGAGGGUCGCAUCACUCUCGACACGCCCAUCGCAAGCGGUGGAACGAACCUCUCCGUUGGGCAACGUCAGAUCUUGGCCCUUGCAAGAGCCAUCGUGCGGCAGAGCAAGCUGCUGAUUCUGGAUGAAGCUACGUCUGCCAUCGACUAUGCAACAGAUGCUGUGAUACAGUCAUCGCUCCGCCAAGAGCUGGACACGGGCGUCACUCUGCUCAUCGUCGCUCAUCGCCUGCAGACCAUCAUGGACGCCGACAAAAUCAUGGUGCUCGACGCUGGCAAUAUUGCUGAAUUCGGCAAGCCCAGCGAGCUUCUGAAAAAUGAACAGGGUAUGCUCCGUGCGCUCGUCGACGAGAGCGGCGACAAGGAGACGUUGUAUGCCAUGGCUAGUGAUGCUACAGGUUCUCACUGAUAGAGUCGCGAGCUUCUGUAUCCAAUCUGUAAUCUAUCACGGGUUCGUCGUGCAUUCUCUUAUGUAUACUGUCUUUGUGCGUUGAGCGCGGGCGGAUCUUCCAUGGUCGAAGUGCUUCGUACGAGUAUCCGAAUCCAGAAACUGUAUCCGAAGUGUAGCUGGUAUAUGAUAUCGAAUACACGUAUGUAGACCGUCAUGACAUAGACACCAAUCGCACCUGCGCGGUCCCAACUGGCCAAUACAAUAGAGGGAUUAGACGA